CAAACCUUCAGUGUCUUCAAGCAUAGUCACCAUCAAUGAUCAUCCUCAGUGGAACUUGUUUGCUUUGAGCACUAUCCAUCGCACAUGCAUGGGCCUGCACUUAAAACUUCCGAAUCCUGAGGCAGCACUGCUGUGGAUCGCAUUAUUGUUGUGCCUGCCUAGACAAACGUGCGAUGAAAAGUUGCUACAAAUCAUGGCAGUGAAACUACAAGCUGUUUCAUUCUCACUCCCAUCCAUUUGCACGGUACAAUCAUGACAGAAGCUGAUGCGCGCAUCCGGUUGUAUGAAGCUUCCGACGACAAACGGGUCAAGUUCAGUAUCGGAAAGGCCUCAAUGGAGGGUCUCGCAGUCGCGAAUCGAAGUGCCUUUUUCCACCCAUUCACGCUUAGUGCCUGGGUGGCCCUGUCAUGCAUCAUGAUCCAGUAUCUCAACUGGUGGCCCAGACCGGAGUACGGGUUCCUUGGUUAUUUGCAACCUUUUCCAGCUUUCGGAUGUUGGGGCGCCGUUAUACUCUACCUCAUGGAUUGGUUCAACCGCCCACACUUCGAAGAUGCGUCUCUUGACUUGUUGCGAAGACCAGAUGUCGCGGACAUCGCAAACUAUUAUCGGCGAUCUCCCUCAUCAGGCUUUUUCAUUCUCGAAUAUGCCGGAAAGUUCGUCGGUCUCAUAGCUAUCGACGCGUCCAAGGACUCUCAGUCACAAAGCACGCUUAUGGACAAGGGAAAGCCAUCUUCAUCCCUGAAGUCGAAGCAUACAAUGCCUCAGGGAACAUCAACCGUCGCCACAAUCCGUCAUUUUUAUAUCGAGGAGCCAUAUAGGCAAGCAGGAAUCCAAAAGGACUUGCUCGCACAUGCUAUACAGCAUGCAUUCAAAGCGGACAAUGCAGUCAAGGAGAUCAAGGUGACCACUACUUCCCUGAUACUGUAUGCUCAAAAGUGCAUCCACGACGCCGGGUUUGCUUUGGAGAAGCCCAUUGGCAAGUUUGGUGUUUAUGGGUGGAAACUUGACCUGCUCGUUCUCCGGAGGGCACAGUGGGAAAAACAAGGUGUUGUUUCGUAAAGUUAAUUAUUUACAAUGUCGUAGUAGUUAUAAGGAACGGCUAUAUCAAGGACUUCAGUGGUUCCAGCGACU
Suillus discolor is the source of this 1131-nucleotide messenger RNA. RefSeq lists its product as uncharacterized. Lineage: Eukaryota; Fungi; Basidiomycota; Agaricomycetes; Boletales; Suillaceae. Bases 253 to 1059 code for a protein of 268 amino acids. The record is from RefSeq and is a predicted model, not a curated record. Gene Ontology annotation, molecular function: N-acetyltransferase activity. The transcript is spliced from 3 exons.